Molecule: messenger RNA, 543 nt
Organism: Solanum tuberosum (potato)
Lineage: Eukaryota; Viridiplantae; Streptophyta; Magnoliopsida; Solanales; Solanaceae
Product: premnaspirodiene oxygenase-like
Exons: 1
Coding region: 1-543 (180 amino acids)
Molecular function (GO): oxidoreductase activity, acting on paired donors, with incorporation or reduction of molecular oxygen; iron ion binding; heme binding
Source: RefSeq, a predicted model, not a curated record
AUGGUGAAGGCUCAAAGUGAAGUGAGGCAAGUUUUUAAGGGAAAGAAAAACUAUGGUGAAGAAGACAUUGAAAAGUUGACACACCUAAAGUUAGUGAUUAAGGAAACACUAAGGCUACAUACUCCAGUUCCUCUUAUAGGACCUAGGGAAUGUAGGGAGAAAACAAAUAUAGAUGGACACACCAUUCCUCAUAAUACUAGAGUACUUGUCAAUGCAUGGGCACUUGCAAGAGAUCCGAAAAAUUGGGAAAAUCCUGAAAGUUUUAUACCAGAGAGAUUCGAGAAUUCUUCGGUUGACUUUAUGGGAAAUCACUUUGAGUUUAUCCCGUUUGGUGCAGGAAGAAGGAUGUGUCCAGGAAUACAAUUUGGUUUAGCUAAUGUUGGACUUCCUUUGGCACAGUUACUCCACCACUUUGAAUGGGAACUCCCAUAUGGAGGUAAUCCAAAAGAUUUGGAUAUGACUGAAACACAUGGAUUAACUGCGUCAAAAAUGAAAGAUUUGUAUUUAAACGCCACAAAUUAUAGAAACGAUGAAGAACUUUGA